UUAUUUAAUUAAUUUUUAUUUUAACACAAACGUAUCAAAUUAGGUAUACUUUUUUCCAACUAAUCGUCAAAUAAUGGAGUUUUUUUACAAUAAUUAUUACUUCCAUUUGUUAUUGUCAAAAUAAAUAGUAAAUUUUUUUUUUUCAAAGUGGUCGAAUCUGGGACGUUUACCUUACAUGAGCGCAGGCUUCAGUUCGCAACCUGGUCGACCGGGUUGUCCUGCGUAUCGCAACACGGCGAAAAUGUCGUCGAACGGGCGCUCGUCGAUCGGCGAGAUUGCGGCUCGGAUUGGCCGCCGUCGCCGGCGGGAUCGCAUUUAAGCGCGUGCACGUGGCCUCGUGGAUUUAAAUCCGAUCCCCUUCGGUUAUCGCCGUCCAUCGCGCGAUCAGUGGCCUCCGAAAUUCACCGACACAAUGGACCCAUCCGGAUGGACGCUGUAUUUUCAUUUCGGAUUAGACGGGAGCGCGCGGCCGCGAAGCGCUCAUCGGAGAGCGCGCGGCGCGGCGGAGAGUCGCGAAGAAGAAACAAUUCCCCGUGUUUAUUAAUUUACUUCGUCGCCCGGCCAGCGUUUAAAUGACAAUCGCUGCGCCUACGCGUCGGGAUCCUGCGUUGCGCAGCGUGGGAAAACGAAGCCGGCGGUUCUCUGCGCAGGAAAGAGCGUCGCAGAUGGAACACGAUAACUCAUCGUGCGAUUCGACGUGCCCUCGCCGUCCAAUUUCAGGUCUUCUCUAAUUAGAAAGACCUAAUGGACGAGGCGCGAGAACAUCCGCACGCUGCCGCGCUCAUCUUUCUGUUCUUCUAACGGGGCUUUGUUUAUUGGCUGGUCGAAGCUGCGUUAAAAGCAGCCACCAAGCGGCCCGCAAUUUCGACCCGUUUCGUAAUUUCUUGUGAAAGUUAGCAGGACUUUUAUACAACGACGCGUCUUGCGUUUUCAAUGGACGUCGAAAUAAAGUCCGACGUAUUUCUCCAGGAAGCCGUUAUUUUUACCGCUCCGCUAUGAAAUCGGUAGCGAUAAACGUCGGCGGUUGCAGCGUCAAGGCUCUCGUGAGUACUCAGUCGAGUACAAAUUAAUUAUUACAGCCUAUCGCUCGCGCAAGGACGUAGUCGGCGCCAUUAUCCUCCCGCAAGGAAUUGCUCGCUACCGACGUCUUCGCGUGAGCUCUUGCGGAGCUUAUAAUUAAUUUGUUUAUUAGCUCGCCGACGAUCGCCCUCGGCGGUUGGGUUUCCGCGACGAUCGAUGCGGCCGGGCCGCGCGGGCGAAUUCUGCGCUGCCGAGCCGGCGAGCGAUUUUCACGCGUCGAGAAGACACCCGCUUUGCGCGCUCGAACGCGCGACUACUUUCGCCGCGAAAUUACCGCGCGAACGCCGCGCGAGGUGACUCGGCUGCGAGAGCAUAUUGCCGGCGUAACCGCGGUGCGUUAUUAAAUGUUAUUAUCUCCGCGCACGUAAUAAGCGCGCCGGCAAUCAGAUCCUGUUACCUGUUACGGCUCGCAUAAUUACAGGUCUGCCCGGCGGGGCCAAAUGUCGCCGAAGCGGUAACCCGGCAGCAACCCUUCGCGCGCGACGUCGCGGCCGCACGUGGCUCGCACGUGCGGCCGACUCCUUUUCUAUUACGAAGACUUAACCCGCUUAUCCGUGAUUCCUGGCCGAUGUGCUCUUCGCCGUUAGCGCCGAUUAGCGUCGGCAGACGCGGGCGACGCGACGCAGCGAACAAACGUCAAGAGUGACACUCCGGGCGAGCGGCGUUUUUCACUCUUCAAUUUUGCUUCCGGGGGUUUUUUCUUUCUAUCAGUCCUAGCUAUUCGCAAGCAUUUUUCACUCUUCAAUUUUGGUCCCGAGUUUUUUUUUUUUUUUUUUUCUAUCAGUUCCAGCUGUUUGCGAGGACUGAUAAUUCGAUGAGUCCUUUGGAUUCCAUCUUGCAGAUUUCCCGGGGAGGGCAAAGAGAAAUUUAGUUCUUCUAAUAGGAUCGAAAAAGUUUCUUGCAAUUAUCAUGUAAUGUGAUGUAUGGACGGAUCGGUAUUUGCGCGAUUAUGCGCUCUACACGUUAGAAUUCGCACAUCAAGGGCAAUUAGAAAUCGAGAGCGGGCAUAAAGUGGAGUCAACGCGGCUCCCUUUGUUGCUUGACGUCGCAAGUGGUUUCGCUCGCGCAUUUGCCAGCAAUUUUCUUCGUGCCACGGCGGACUUUCGUUCGCGUCCGCCAGCUAAUUACGAAUUUACCUAGCCGCUAUAGACUAUACUUGAAAAUUCUGUUUCUGUCUGUGUGAACGUGUGAGACCUAUGAUGAUCAGUCGCGUGCGAGCGGCACUCGACGUCGAUAAAAACUUCGAACAUGCGAAAAUCGAAGGGGUCGCACGAAGCUCGACGCGCUUAAUUCGUUUUUAGUUCCGACAGUUGAGGAGAAGAAAUAUCUCGUUGCUUCACGUCGCCGUGAUUUCGUCCUUUUCCCUCGACGUUCCCUUGCUCCUGCGGAUCUGCGAACGUCCAUUCGCGACGCGGACCGACGAUGAAUUCAAACCGCGUUCGGCUUCGCCGUCUUCUUCCGACGAAACUUCACCUCGCGACAUUUUCGAGACGCGCACUUUCUCCCUCGUGCGAAGAGCACUUUUGAGAAAGCGUGGCUUCCGAUUGGUCGACGGUCGCGAUUCUGCCGCAACAACGUUCCAGGACGGUAUCUAGGAAUGAGAACAACAGCGUUCCUUAUCAGAUCGAUGAAGAGGCGGCACCGCUACCCCAGCAACCAAGGGGUAGGCAGGCUCUGCUGGCCGAGCGCUCGACGAAUGGGGUCGUAGCUGGGUUUUCAACCCCGCGAUGGCUUCCGCCUUGCUGUCGCUUUUCGAUUUUAGUUCAACGAGAGACCACCUGAACGAUCGGAACGGUAGGUGGCUUGCCGGGAGGCUGCGGAGGCCUUCGACUUCUUACGUUUUCGAACGGACAACAAAGUCGACGAAUGCAAGGGACGAAUUCGAGGAGGUCCCUUUUAUUUCCUAAGCGAGUCGCGACGCGCUUUUCUCGUGGACAACCUCGCGAGCAAACGUUGUGAUUGUUGGUGCAAUUGCGAAGUGGAACUUGAGGAAGGUACUUAGCACACCGUGAAGGACCCUGAAGUAAUCCUGAGGAACAUUCGCGGAUCCCGUAAAUCAAUCUAGUCGUCGAAUCGUGAUGAACCCGCCAGUUCUUAUCGAAUCAUCAAGUAAACUAACGAAAGAAUAUUCAAGUCGCAAGGUGAAUUGAGAAAACCUGGUAUAUCCUGCGAAGAACCCUGAAGGAGCUCGAAGGGAGCAUUCAACCUAGUCAUCGAAUCGUAGCGGCUUCUGCGAAGUUGCGUUGGUGAAGUGCAAUCUGGGAUCGGUAGAAUGUGAUGCUGAAGAGUGUUGCACUGAUGGACUGGUCUUGGGACGUUUCAAUGUCCAAGGCGAAGCACGACAAAAGGGUGCGACAGAGAACGGACAUUCUCGUGUGAAAGUCCAGCGAGAAGAUGCAGCCUGCGGUCGUCCCGGCGAUACUCGAACCUGCUCAUCUCGACGUCGCAAGCGGCACCGUUGGAUGCGAGCCGAGGCAUCCCGAGACGUGAGGCGGCGCGCUGGUUAACAAGUGUCUCGGCGAAUCUCGACACGUGUCCCGAAGAGCUCGGUCAAGGCACGUGCCGCUGUUUAGAAACAUUAGCGUGCACGCGUCGAUCGCAGCCCGCCACGUGCCGAUCGUAUCUCUCGAUCCCUGAAACGUGAUCGAGUGCGCGUAGGUGGAAUUUCGGCGGGCGCCGACGAAGCGUGUGAGCGGCGAUGUCAACGUCGCCGGGAGGGACUCCGAGUUUACUCGUGGAGACGCGAUAAUUAUUACCCCUGCUGACGCGAAGAACGAAGAAGCAACGGGAAGUGCCGUGGUGUCGUGGUGCGUGCCGUUCUUCCCCUCCUUCUGUAACGUCUAGUCGGAUAUUCUAGUCAUAUUUUCGUGAAUAUUCCCAUUCAUCUCGGGAGAGAGUUGAUUAGCACGUAUCUCGCAGAACGCCUCAUCAGCGCGAAGAAGAAUGAAGAUACGCGCGGCGCACUUAACAGGCGUCAGUUAAACUGGAGGAACUCCGAGAAGGAGAGCCUUGGCGGAUUUGAGAAGACCUCUUCUCGUCGGUAAGAAAUUCGAGUUCCGCGUUCGUCGCGCGAUCGACCGCGGGCAGCCGUGAGAGACGCGCGCGAGGCCUGUCGCGAACGAGCUGAGUCGAGGAGCGAUUGACUCGGGUCGCUAUGUAUUCCAUGGACAAUCUCGAGCGGGACAUGAUGAACCGGCAGUACAUGUACGAGGCGCACAGCUUCCUGGGGAACCCGGCGAUCCCGGCAUUGCCGCCGCACUGCGGCGUGCCCACCACGGCGACCUUGCCGGCGAUCCCGUCCGGUAGCACCGGCAGCACCAGCGGCAGUGAGCACUACUUAUACGAUGAGAAUAGCAGCGACAACGAGAGCGUCUACAGCAGCGAUCAGGAGAACCAUGCGAGAGAACGAAGUCGAAGUAACCGGCGUAGCGGCGCGUCGGGAAAAUGCCCGCGACAGGUGCAGGUGCAGCAGCGGCAGGCGGCGAACAUGCGGGAGCGCCGACGUAUGCAGAACAUAAACGACGCCUUCGAGGGCCUGAGGGCCCACAUACCGACUUUGCCGUACGAGAAGAGGCUGUCCAAGGUCGACACGCUGAAGCUGGCGAUCGGUUACAUCAACUUCCUCAACGAGCUCGUCAGGGCCGACAAGGGUAACGACCCGCUGACGGGGAACAGCGGCCUCUCGAGGUGUUCCAGCCGGGACGACUCUAAGAAGGUCAUAGUCCGUGGUGAGGCCAAUUUUAAUUACAGUCCUACCGGUAGUUCUCGAUUUCCGCUCCGCGGAGUACGAUUGCCUCCGCCGAUUGACGACAAUUUUCAGAGGAGAUCCUCAGGAGAGAAGAGAAAGACGCGGUCGUCCAUGCGCGACGAUUUUUCAGAUUGUUCGAUCGUUAGUGUGUUGCAUAUAUUUAUGAUUCGAAGUGUGGAUGGAAAGAUAUAUCGAGAACCAUGCCUGUACAUGUUUUGCACGAUGCGUCAAAGUGGCCGCGGCAAAGUGUCUCCCGCAAAGUUGAUGAUGUUUCACGCCGAAGCAUUCGUACGGAAUCGAGCCUCGCCGAAAUUCCGCCCCGGACUCGAUUUCAAUCGUAAUCCGCGUGAGAUUCAGUCUCGUGCGCGCAUACGCCUCGGCGCCGCGUUACACGCUACUUCGAUAUUAUGUGCAUAACAUAUUAACGUCGGGCCAACUACUUCCGCUCACGUGUGGAAUCAUAGAUCGAUUUAUCAUAAUUACCCAUCUACCCUUUACCCGAGACAGGUGUCUCCGGCGGACGAACGGGCUGCUUCGGGGUGAAGUCUUCGCGCGAGAGAGAGGCGGGGAGUUCAAAACAAAAAAAAAACGUACCGGACGUGUCGCACAAUAUUUACGUCGAGAUAAUAAUCCCCGAAAAAUGGCGGCGGGAGAAAAUCAAGGUGUCGCAAAGUUUCCCCCGCUGACCGGCACUUGCCGUUUUCGAGUGUCUCGAGUCGUACGACCGCGACUUCCCGGCUAAUCUCUCUGGAAUUGCGACUUUCAGGCAGCGGCGGGAACCCCUUCAUCUCACACUCGCUCUCGUGGUCGAGGAAGUCGGACAUCUCGCCGAACGGGAUGAUGUACGCGAAGGUCUGGACGCCGGAGGAUCCGCGAACGUCGAAAAACGGCACGACGUUCGAGUAGACGGCACCGCGGCGGCGGGUUUUCCGCUCUCGCGACAGGCGAGAGAGCAGCGUCGGGGACGUUUCCCAAUCCGCGUGUUAUUUAGUGUCUAAGGAAAAGCGUUUCUAGUCAUUCGACCUCGUCAAGCAAUGUAUCUCUUUGUACCUCUCCAUCAUCGAAGCAUCUCCGGGCUCGUCGCGCGACGAACGACCCAUCAAUAUUCACUCGUCCUCUCGCGAUCCUAUCGACGAGAAGGCGACUUGUUGAGCGACGAACGAACGCGCGUUCGCAUAUUCGCGGGCCAUUUUUACGAAACGUUCCGCACGGAGCGCGCUUGUAAAUAGGAAUCAUCGAAACGGACGAAUUGACAAGGGAUGAUGAUCACACCAUUUAUACGUAACUAUCGCGACGUAAGGAGUGAUGCGCGCAGCGACCAUCGUUAUCGCCACUGUGAAUAACAAAGCCAAAUAAAAGUAGUUCUGACGAAGCCGA
Molecule: messenger RNA, 6205 nt
Organism: Harpegnathos saltator (Jerdon's jumping ant)
Lineage: Eukaryota; Metazoa; Arthropoda; Insecta; Hymenoptera; Formicidae
Gene: Fer1
Product: 48 related 1
Exons: 2
Coding region: 4235-5245 (336 amino acids)
Biological process (GO): regulation of transcription by RNA polymerase II; developmental process
Molecular function (GO): protein dimerization activity; RNA polymerase II transcription regulatory region sequence-specific DNA binding; DNA-binding transcription factor activity, RNA polymerase II-specific
Source: RefSeq, a predicted model, not a curated record